UUCUGCGUUUAUCACUAAUACCGUGAAUACUAUUUUUACGGGGUUUAUUCCCAACACUUAACUUAUUAAAGAAGGUUAUUUUUCUAUUAUCAAAGUUACUGUAUUCAGCUUGCUAUAAAGAGUUAUAUGUUGUAGCAGAUUUUUACUGUUGGAACGAUUUCACAGGAAACAAUUUUUUUAAAAAAUACUUAACACUUUACUUUGGAAAUGUAUAGUUUGGAUUACAAAAAGUAUUUGUAUUUAUACAAAAAAAAUGAUUACAUAAUAGGGAAAUGUAUAGGUACUAUCUGCAGGCUUUUAUACUUAAACUUUCCUGGAACUCUAAACUUCCUUUCAUAUUAUCACUAGAAAGUUUGGCGAUUCUGCAAUUAAGGGUCCUCUGUUUGGACUGGAAUUACUUACGUUAUCAUGAGCCUACAGAAAAAAGUUUGGUUUUGAAAAAUUUGCAACGUCUGUCCGGAUGGAAUCCUUGGUAUUGUAUUGGGUCUCUCUUUAGACUAUUUCCCAAUUUAAAGAAGUUGCAAAUACAUGGCACCCGCGAAGACUUUCAUGGUCACAAAGACCUCUAUGAUUUUCGCUACUUAGAUCAGCUCGAGGAAUUCGAAUUUUAUCAGUCUUAUCCAGACACAUUUGCUUGUGAUUAGCAUACUGCUCCAAUCCUUUGGAUACCAUCUAUUUACACCAAUCAUUAACAUGUGUAUUCCCAAGGGCUGUAUUUCGUCAUCUGAAAACAUUCAGAAGAGGUACAUGUAGCUUCAUGUAAUACUAUUUCAGGAGAGAUACAUGUCCAGUUGUAAUAUGAUCUCUGAUCUAGAUUAUUGAACUUUCAAUACUAGCUGGAGGGUGGUCGGUACUGACUGGGAGAGCAUGGAUAAGAUUUUGUUUUCUCAUCCUUCUGCUGUAAUGUGUGAGAGAUUCAGAGGCUUACUUGGUAUUAGUGAUUCGUUGAUGCAGCGUAUGCAUAUUUCGGAAUGUCAUCUAUAGUUCUAUUGGAGGACUAGAUGAGUUAACGCUGUCUGUGCUUGGGCAAAAUAUGCUAUUUAUCUUGUAAUUCCCGUAUAUAUCAUUCAAUGUCAAUAGGCUUCCUUCUGAUUCAUGUUUAAGUUUCUCAUUGAGUGUCAAUGAACUUCCUAUUAGUACAACUCCAUCGGUCCAACUCUAUGUGUUUUGGUCUAUCUUACUUUCGGUUGCUGAUAGAAAAGGCAGAUCUUUCGCACCAGCCCUGAUGCACUGAUGAUAGUACAUAAUAUCUCCUUGGAAAUUUCCUUAAUUCCAGGACACAAAAUAGAUCCUGUGGGUGGUCAAAUCUUAGGAAUUGCAGUUAGUUUUUAUUCCAUUAAACGCUGAUACAAAAAAUAAAUUCUCUUUGCCGUCAAAUAUUGGAUAUACAGUCGUAUGCUUAGUCUUACCUGCAAUUCUUGUGCUAACUGGAUCUACAUUGCUCAGAGGUGAAUAAUUAUCAUGCAUAAAAUCUCUGUAGUAAGCUAAUUAGAGUAAUAUUUUGAUUGGUCCCUCUGCUCACAUCAUUUUAUAUUCCAGGAGGUAUAUCGCAAUGGUGAAGAUGUGCCAGAUUAUUAGAGAUAGGAAUAAACUGAUGACACUAUUACUUUUACUGAUGAAUAUUAUCCUUGUCCAUUUUCAGGACAGUUCUUUUGAAUGUGGCACCAAACCAUACGCAAAAGACGACUUGUAUUUGCUUUGUGGAAAGUUAAUCUCAGCUUUGGAGAGGCUUGAACUUCUAAGCGAGGAUAAAACGGGUCAUGACCUUAAGGUGUUCCGAAGAUUUGCUAGUUCUGUGAAAGAAAUAUCGAUUCAGAAGUCACCUGUUUGAGUAGAGAUCUUGUUCAUUCUUUUUCUUUUCUAAAUUUUAGCAUAGUUAGGAUGAGUUUGGAUGUCGUUUAAAUGUAAUUGUAUAUCGUCUUUUAUCCAGUAUCGGUCUUGUAAUUUUUUUAAUCCUCCAAUCAGUUGUACAUAUUGUAUAUCAUACAACUUGCUGUAAUGUGCAAUUUAGUAUUUUCCAUUUCAAUGGAGUUUUA
Nicotiana tabacum (common tobacco) is the source of this 2036-nucleotide messenger RNA. NCBI's taxonomy places the organism in Eukaryota, Viridiplantae, Streptophyta, Magnoliopsida, Solanales, Solanaceae. The record is from RefSeq and is a predicted model, not a curated record.